AGACGGAAGUGAAACGCUAAGAAAUGAGAUGGAGAAGUACGAGCGGAUCCGAGUGGUGGGGAGAGGUGCCUUCGGGAUUGUGCACCUGUGCCUGCGAAAGGCUGACCAGAAGCUGGUGAUCAUCAAGCAGAUUCCAGUGGAACAGAUGACCAAGGAAGAGCGGCAGGCAGCCCAGAAUGAGUGCCAGGUCCUCAAGCUGCUCAACCACCCCAAUGUCAUUGAGUACUAUGAGAACUUCCUGGAAGACAAAGCCCUCAUGAUCGCCAUGGAAUAUGCACCAGGCGGCACUCUGGCUGAGUUCAUCCAAAAGCGCUGCAAUUCCCUGCUGGAGGAGGAGACCAUCCUGCACUUCUUCGUGCAGAUCCUGCUUGCACUGCAUCAUGUGCACACCCACUUCAUCCUGCACCGAGACCUCAAGACCCAGAACAUCCUUCUUGACAAACACCGCAUGGUCGUGAAGAUCGGUGAUUUCGGCAUCUCCAAGAUCCUUAGCAGCAAGAGCAAGGCCUACACGGUGGUGGGUACCCCAUGCUAUAUCUCCCCUGAGCUGUGUGAGGGCAAGCCCUACAACCAGAAGAGUGACAUCUGGGCCCUGGGCUGUGUCCUCUAUGAGCUGGCCAGCCUCAAGAGGGCUUUUGAGGCUGCGAACCUACCAGCACUGGUGCUGAAGAUCAUGAGUGGCACCUUUGCGCCCAUCUCUGACCGGUACAGCCCUGAGCUGCGCCAGCUGGUCCUGAGUCUACUCAGCCUGGAGCCUGCCCAGCGGCCACCACUCAGCCACAUCAUGGCACAGCCCCUCUGCAUCCGUGCCCUCCUCAACCUCCACACCGACGUGGGCAGUGUCCGCAUGCGGAGGGCAGAGAAGUCCGUGGCCCCCAGCAGCACAGGGAGUAGGACCACCAGUGUCCGCUGCAGAGGUAUCUCCCGGGGACCUGUGAGGCCGGCCAUCCCACCACCCCUGUCAUCAGUAUAUGCCUGGGGUGGUGGGCUGGGCACUCCCCUGCGACUGCCAAUGCUCAACACGGAGGUGAUCCAGGUAGCAGCUGGGCGCACACAGAAAGCCGGCGUCACGCGCUCUGGGCGUCUCAUCCUGUGGGAGGCCCCACCCCUAGGUGCAGGCGGAGGCACCCUCCUCCCUGGGGCAGUGGAGCAGCCACAGCCCCAGUUCAUCUCGCGUUUCCUGGAGGGCCAGUCGGGCGUGACCAUCAAGCACGUGGCCUGUGGGGACUUCUUCACUGCCUGCCUGACUGACCGAGGCAUCAUCAUGACGUUUGGCAGCGGCAGCAAUGGGUGCCUAGGCCAUGGCAGCCUCACUGACAUCAGCCAGCCCACCAUUGUGGAGGCUUUGCUGGGCUAUGAGAUGGUGCAGGUGGCCUGUGGGGCUUCUCACGUGCUGGCCCUGUCCACUGAGCGAGAACUAUUUGCUUGGGGCCGUGGAGACGGUGGCAGACUGGGACUAGGCACCAGGGAGUCCCACAGCUGCCCCCAGCAGGUGCCCAUGCCCCCAGGACAGGAAGCUCAGCGAGUUGUAUGUGGCAUUGACUCUUCCAUGAUCCUCACUGUGCCUGGCCAAGCCCUGGCCUGUGGGAGCAACAGGUUCAACAAGUUGGGCCUGGACCACCUCUCCCUGGGGGAGGAGCCUGUCCCUCACCAGCAGAUGGAGGAGGCCCUGAGCUUCACACUACUAGGCUCUGCACCCCUGGACCAGGAGCCCCUGCUGAGUGUAGACCUGGGCACUGCUCACUCAGCUGCUGUGACUGCCUCAGGUGAUUGCUACACUUUUGGCAGCAAUCAGCACGGGCAGUUGGGCACCAAUGCUCGCCGAGGCAAUCGGGCACCCUGUAAGGUCCAAGGCCUUGAGGGCAUCAAGAUGGCAAUGGUAGCCUGUGGGGAUGCCUUCACCGUAGCUAUUGGGGCAGAGGGUGAAGUGUACUCCUGGGGCAAAGGGGCCCGAGGUCGACUGGGAAGGAGGGAUGAGGAUGCCGGACUCCCUCGGCCAGUGCAGUUGGAUGAGACACACCCUUACACAGUGACUUCCGUGUCCUGUUGCCAUGGAAACACCCUCCUGGCUGUUCGCCCAGUCACAGAUGAGCCGGUCCCCCCCUGAGGCACCUGGAUACACCUCUGGACCACCCUGAUACUGCUUCUCCUCUGAAUGUUCUGAAAAGUGCAGGUGCCCAAGGCAUGACUGUUGCAGCCGUCUCCUAGAUUGGGUCAUCAUGGGGUAUCCGGGCUGGCAAAACCCCUGCUCUGCUUUUGGCCUUGGAUAUGGAAACCUCAACCACUUUGUUCUCCCACCACCUCUUUGCCUUUCCUACCCCUUCCUCCCUUCAGUCAGUGUCCCCAGGAUCCAGCCUGGCUACAGUUAGAAGGCAGACCUAGCCUUUGGAAGCAGAGCCUUGCCAUAAAAAGGCUGAAGGCAGCUGGGUGCGGUGGCUCACCUGUAAUUCCAGCACUUUGGGAGGCCAAGGCGGGCGGAUCACUUGAGGUCAGUAGUUUGAGACCAGCCUGGCCAACAUGGUGAACCCUGUCUCUACUAAAAAUACAAAAA
Molecule: messenger RNA, 2551 nt
Organism: Mandrillus leucophaeus (drill)
Lineage: Eukaryota; Metazoa; Chordata; Mammalia; Primates; Cercopithecidae
Gene: NEK8
Product: NIMA-related kinase 8
Exons: 16
Coding region: 29-2107 (692 amino acids)
Biological process (GO): protein phosphorylation
Molecular function (GO): protein kinase activity; ATP binding
Source: RefSeq, a predicted model, not a curated record